This is a messenger RNA of Anopheles nili, 1028 nucleotides long. It is a transcript of the gene MED31, whose product is annotated as mediator of RNA polymerase II transcription subunit 31. Gene Ontology annotation, molecular function: transcription coregulator activity. Bases 96 to 863 code for a protein of 255 amino acids. The record is from RefSeq and is a predicted model, not a curated record. Gene Ontology annotation, biological process: regulation of transcription by RNA polymerase II. The transcript is spliced from 3 exons. Gene Ontology annotation, cellular component: mediator complex; core mediator complex. NCBI's taxonomy places the organism in Eukaryota, Metazoa, Arthropoda, Insecta, Diptera, Culicidae.
AAAAAAGCAUUGGUCAUAGACUAAAGCGUUAGAAUUUCUUACUGUUCAAGUAAAAUUGAAGCACAUACAUCCAUACUCACAAAUCUUUAAAAGCCAUGGCUAAUAAAAUGGUCGGGAAGGGUAAAUUGCCGGUCGAAUCGGAAGAUGCGCAAAAGCUCAGAUUUCAGGUCGAAUUAGAAUUUGUGCAAUGUUUAGCCAACCCCAAUUAUUUGCACUUUUUGGCGCAACGCGGGUACUUUAAAGAUGCGGCAUUCGUAAACUAUCUGAAGUAUCUGCUGUACUGGAAGGAACCGGAGUACGCAAAAUAUCUCAAAUUCCCCAUGUGUCUCUACUUUCUGGACCUUCUGCAAUACGAACACUUUCGGCGCGAAAUUGUAAGCGCCCAGUGUUGCAAGUUUAUCGACGAUCAGGCCAUUCUACUCUGGCAGCACUACACCAGGCGGCGUACGAGACUCACAGCGCUUGGCACAACCAGCCUUACCGGGUUGGCUGUAGGUGGUCAACCGGUCGGAGGUGGCGUUCAAGGCACGCUCCUAUCAAACGAUCCAGCGAUCAUGCCAAACAGUAACAAUGGCAGCAAUAAUGGUAGCACCAACGCCAACAACGGAGCCGGCGGUGGUGGCAUCAGUACGAACAACGGUAACAGCAACAACGGUCCUAAUGGGGGCAGUGUGAAUGCUACGUCCUCUCUGGCACAGCAGCAGCAACAACAGCAGUCGCAGCAGCAGCAACAACCGCAGCAACAGCAAAACGGUGCUGGAAUUACGCAACACAAUGGCGUGGGAGGAGGUAGCAUGUUAAGUAAUCCGAUGGGCGGCGGUGGUGGCAUUACAGGCGGAGGCAUCAACCAGAAAGUUCCUUAAUCAAACGGUUCGUUAGAAUCGAUGCUGUCCAUCCGACCUGUCUCGGAAGACGCUGGAAGCUGUAGCGUUGCAAUCCGCGUAACAUGCGAGCCGUUGAUGUGUAAAGACUGUUUUUAUAAAUAUUGUAUAGCGUAAUUUGUAGGUCCUAAAAUACAGCUGUAUUUA